Molecule: messenger RNA, 306 nt
Organism: Humulus lupulus (European hop)
Lineage: Eukaryota; Viridiplantae; Streptophyta; Magnoliopsida; Rosales; Cannabaceae
Product: nuclear speckle RNA-binding protein B-like
Exons: 1
Coding region: 1-306 (101 amino acids)
Cellular component (GO): nucleus
Source: RefSeq, a predicted model, not a curated record
AUGAAUGGUCCUAGGCCUUCGAGGUUGACAAUAAGCGAGAACUCGACGAAGAUGAUCACGAAGAGGUCACGUGCUCCUCGGCCGCCGCCGGUGGUGGUGUAUCUCAACUCACCUAAGAUCAUUCAUGUCCGCCCGGAGGAGUUCAUGGGCCUUGUUCAGCAACUCACCGGGAAACAAUCCACCGCUGCCGCGGCCUCCUCCUCCUCCGCUUCUUCUUCUUCUUCUUCUACAUUUAAUAAUUUAGAAGUAGUGGCCUCCUCGAGAUCAUCAAUACUGUCUUCUUCUUGUAACUUGGAUGGAUGUUAA